Molecule: messenger RNA, 981 nt
Organism: Anopheles coustani
Lineage: Eukaryota; Metazoa; Arthropoda; Insecta; Diptera; Culicidae
Product: pancreatic lipase-related protein 2-like
Exons: 3
Coding region: 1-981 (326 amino acids)
Biological process (GO): lipid metabolic process
Molecular function (GO): lipase activity
Source: RefSeq, a predicted model, not a curated record
AUGGUCUACAUCAGUGGCUGGAGGUUCUUGGUCGGCUUAACGGUGAUACUUGUCGGUGGACUCAUGCUACACGGUGAAGCUGCUGACAGUGACCUGAAUGAGGUGCGUAUUGGUUUCGGAACGUCUUUCAGUGCUCGUCGAGAUGUGCGGUUUUACCUCUACACCCCGUUGAACAAUGUGGAUGCACAUGUCUUCUCGGUCGAUACGGUCGAUACGGUGAUGCGUUCGUUCUACAACUCAAGCCAUCCGGUCAGAAUUAUCAUCCACGGUUGGUUUAACAACGCGUCUUCGUUAGUGAUUCAGGGAAUAAAGGAUGCAUACCUGGAUGUCGGCGAUUACAACGUCAUCGGUGUGGAUUGGUCGCUCGGUGCUGGUGAAUCGUACUUUCGCGCCUCACAGUACACGAUCGCGGUCGGGUUGGUCGUGGCCGACCUUAUCAACCAGCUCGUCCGCUCCAACCUAACCGACAUCGAGCGACUCCAUCUCGUGGGACACAGUUUGGGUGCACAUAUUGCCGGCAAUACUGGCCACUCGUUGAAAAGCCAACAGCUGCAAGUGAUCUACGGGCUCGAUCCAGCCUCGAUAAACUUCUUCCAGGACGAACCGGACACCCGUCUCAGCCUGGACGAUGCCGCGUACGUAGAGGUGAUCCACACCAACACCCAAUUCUCUGGCUAUCCGGCUCCGUUGGGCCACGUGGAUUUCUACAUGAACUACGGCCGGAAGCAACCGGGCUGCAAGACGGACAUCUGCAGCCACGGUCGCUCGACGGAGUACUUCAUCGAGUCGCUAUCGAAAGCAACGAAAGGGUUCUGGGGGGUUGGUUGCAACGAUUACAACGAGAUCAAAUCACGAACGUGCUACAAUAUUAAACAGCUCGCGCUGAUGGGCGGAGAGUUCCGGCAGAAGAACGUUACCGCUGGCAUAUACACCGUCGAAACGUUAGCAGAUCCACCGUAUGCUAUGGGGUAUGUUCACUAA